AUGCUGAAAGGUGACACAGACACAGUCGAAAUGUGCAACAUUGCUGGGUUAACGGGCUUGGUAGAGUUGUAUGUGGUCCACGAUGUGGGUGAUGCGGAGCCGUUUUUAGAAGUGGGUUACGUAGACGUUGGAGGAGUUGCUGAAGAGGGCACAGAUGAUGGGCUUGGCUUGGUUGUCCUUGAAGGGCACGACGUUGAGGCAGCAGAGGCAAGUGGGGAUUCUAAUAAGGAAACCGAGGGUGAAGAUGAGGGGGAUGAGUGUCGAGUAGAUGGAAGUGGAACCAGUGAUGAAGACAGUGAUGACCCCGAGUAUGUGCCAUCUGAUGAGGAGGGGGACAGUGCAGGAGACGUUCACUUCACUGAUAGUGAGGAGGAUUAUGAGGGUGAUAGUGGAUUUGAUGAGGAUAAUUACGUGCCUAAGGAAGCUACUACUGGCAAGGGAAAGGGGACUGGGAUAAGUCAGUUUAGUAAUGAGGAUGGAGCAGAUAGUGAUGAGUUGGAGAUAGACCACAUGCUUCGAGGAGAUUAG
Molecule: messenger RNA, 528 nt
Organism: Arachis duranensis
Lineage: Eukaryota; Viridiplantae; Streptophyta; Magnoliopsida; Fabales; Fabaceae
Exons: 1
Coding region: 1-528 (175 amino acids)
Source: RefSeq, a predicted model, not a curated record